Molecule: messenger RNA, 1186 nt
Organism: Scleropages formosus (Asian bonytongue)
Lineage: Eukaryota; Metazoa; Chordata; Actinopteri; Osteoglossiformes; Osteoglossidae
Product: syndecan-1-like
Exons: 5
Coding region: 188-1156 (322 amino acids)
Biological process (GO): cell migration
Cellular component (GO): cell surface; membrane
Source: RefSeq, a predicted model, not a curated record
GCAGUGGUAGCGCCGCGGUGCCGCUUUCAUUGUCCGGUGAGACGGCGAAGAGAUUGGAGGGCGCAGCCGCGGCUUGAUAGAGGAGGGUUUAAAACAAACAAGGAAAAAAAAAAAAAAAACCCCAAGAACAACGAAUUGAGCGCGAAGUGAAACACUUAAACACACUAUCAAGGACGAGACGAUCACGAUGCGAGUCGCCGCGGCGCUGCUGUUCUGCCUCAGUUUGUGGAUUCCUGACGCGAUUUCGCAGGAUCUCAGCCCUCCAGAGGACCAGGAUGCAUCUGGAGAUGACCUGGAGCUCUCUGGUUCUGGCUCUGGCGAUGGCGUUUUUGUUGUGCCUGACACUAAAGUCGCCCUGAAGUUCAACGCAACAACUCCUUCAGCUCGGCAGUUGGAAACCUCUCCCUUUUCCCUGACAACAGUAUCGAACCCCAUUUCAGAGAUAGAGCUGGAGAAGUUGGUUACAUUGGCUCCACCCACCACAAUAGGCAGCACCUCAACCACCCAUAAGGCUGUAGCAGUCCCUAUUGACAGGGAGACGGAGCCUCAGAAUACGCAGCUGCAGGUUACUUCGGCCAGCCCUACCACAGGAGGGCAAGGAGCGACACCCAGGGGCAGGAAGGUCAUGCCCAAAGAGGGUACCUCGGAGCCAUACGCCACCACUACCGCUUCAGCUGUGGUGGAUGUUGCCAUGAAGGAAACUGCUUCAGCCCCUGAAGAAAAGGACCACCCUCCUGCUGCACCUACACUUCCUCCCCCAGCUACAACCAUGCCAUCCUGGGCUGAGCCCAACCCUGCCUCCAGCACACCCCUUCUCUCAGACUACGGGAGGAUAAACGAGGACAUUGUCCCAGGCGUGGCCACCAACGUUGGAUCAGAGAAUGACUCGGACUUCGCCCUGGUUGAAGACUUCAGCCCCGAGGUGCAAGGGACCCAGGAAGGUGUUUCAGAGAACCAGUCCCUGCUGGAGCGCAAAGAGGUCCUGGCUGGUGUGAUCGCCGGAGGCAUUGUAGGCCUUGCCUUCGCCGUCAUGCUCGUGUCCCUCAUGGUCUAUCGGAUGAAGAAGAAGGACGAGGGCAGCUACUCGCUCGAUGAACAGAAGCACCCGAACAGCGGCUACCAGAAACCUCAUAAACAGGAGGAGUUCCUGGCAUAAGCUCUGCCCCAACAUCUACCUGCCUAUUCU